Messenger RNA from Drosophila ficusphila, 1249 nucleotides. Its product is annotated as cactin. The transcript has a single exon. Bases 154 to 1122 code for a protein of 322 amino acids. NCBI's taxonomy places the organism in Eukaryota, Metazoa, Arthropoda, Insecta, Diptera, Drosophilidae. The record is from RefSeq and is a predicted model, not a curated record.
GUUAGCCCAAAAGAAAAGUUCCAUUGAAAAGCAAGAAAUCUAAAACUGAAAAACCAAAACUCGCAAGAGAACUUGAAUACUGUGCCAGUGCCAGAAAGUGAACAUUAAAAAAAACUUUAAAGAAAAAUCUUUAAAAAAAUUCAAAACCACGCCAUGGAUACCCUGUCACCCAACAAUGGCUCCAAGUCGAGCUCCAGCGGCAGUUCGGCGGCCAGUUCCUCCAUGGAUCUCGGCAAGCAGCAGCAGAAGGAGAAGCUGCAUCGCCAUCCCAGAAAUGGCCCCAAAAAACUAUCCCGCUCGCGGAGUUUGCUGCAGUUGCUCAGCAAGCAUUUGGGCAGGCACUUUCACCAUCAGAAUCACCAGAACGAUACGGUCUACAGCAGCCAGGAUGACAUUCGCAGCAGCUCCACGGACUCCUUCAGCUUGAGUUAUGAAAGAGGGAGCCACGAGUGUCCCAUUAAUGGAUCCUCGUUGGAUUUGGAGCACACCUCCCGCACCUCGAGUGCCUCGGCCUGUUCGAGAUACUCGCCGGGGUUGGAUUACUACGACCAGCAGGGGCACAUCUAUGUGGAGGCCGUCUACCGACCCGGCAGCGCCAUGGAGCAACUGCAUCCGCAGCUGCACUUCGAGGAGGACACCAGCGAGGAGGGCAGCGGCAACGAGGCGGAGGACGAGGUGGAACUGUCUCACCACAAUGACAACGAAAACGAUGAGAACGAGAACAGCAAGCCAAGAUCCGCAUCCGCUGCCUCAGCCAAGUCGUCGGGACUGCAUCUCAGCCGGAUUUCCAUCUCCUCCUCGGUGAGCCGCAUGCUGCAGCACUUCUCCAGUCCCACGGGAAACGUCUCCAUUCGCUCGCUGUCCUGCAGCAGCACUCCCCUGCGGCAGCCGAAGAAGUCCCUCUCGCCGAACAACUCCAACAGCAGCAGCAGCAGCAGCCACUCCGGCUCCAGCUCCAAGUCCUCCUCCGGCGGUGGUCCCGCCUCCAAGAAGGACAAGAAGCAGCAGAGCAUCCUGCGACCGCCGGUCCAAUACGUCUACAUGAAGGGCAUGUCGGGGCUUUAUUCCCGAGUGCCCAGCUACGCGGUCUGCUAUCCCUACACUCUUCAGCAUAUGUACUAAAAAAAAAAUGGUUAAAAUUUAGGGGGAGAAGUCGAGAGAAAGCUGCAAGCUGGUUGGGGGUUUUGAACAAUAUACAUAGGAUUUUCUAGUGAUGUACGAGUAGUGCCUGAAAAAAACAGAGAUUUGA